This is a messenger RNA of Meloidogyne enterolobii, 1601 nucleotides long. The record is from the annotation of a GenBank genome assembly. NCBI's taxonomy places the organism in Eukaryota, Metazoa, Nematoda, Chromadorea, Rhabditida, Meloidogynidae.
UUUAUUUAUUUGCCAAUUUUUUGCGCAUUUUUUCCUUCGGGCAAUCAAGUAACUCUCAUUUAGCUUUCCCUUAAAUUUAAUUUUUAAUUGAAAUUUUUUGCCUAUGUAAACCUUUCAAAAUGAGUGUUGUAAAUCCUGGAAAUAUUGUUACCCAACCAAUUACUUCGCCUGGUCCAGAAUUUAUUUACUUAACCUCAGCAGAAACUGAAGAUGAUCUCAAUUCUAUAAAAUGUGCAAAUCAAGUUCAUUUCAAAUCUUAUUCUUCAAAAAAUUGUUGGACAAAAUAUGAAUGCGAGAGAAGUUCCUCCGUCCACGGCAAAUGUAAAUUUCUUUUGUUGGCAGCUAGUUGUGAUCCUAACGACGUUCAUAGGCUUUUUAAUAUUUAUUUUAGUGGAGUACACAAUCAUGAAGUUGAGCAAAGUGAAAGAGUUCCUUCCAGAAAUAUAAUGCAAAACACUGAAAAUUCUGUUGUAAAUAAUGACGAUGACAUCCAAAUCUUGUCUGACACAAUUUUUGAAAAUUCAAAUACAGCAGAGACAUCACCAACAAAUCAGCCAGCGCUCAAUGAAAUUAGAAAGAAAUUUCCUUUUUUCAGAACUUGCCAAAGCUUUAAUCAUCUCGAGAAUUUACGACGUUCCGAAGGUCUUUUGAUUGACAAACAGUUUAAUGUAGUCAAUGGAAUUCCAGAAGUUGUCUAUUACCGUUGUAAAAUAAACCUUCAAUGUCCAUUUACAUUACAAGCAGUGUAUAACAAUAAGACUGGUUUCUUUGAAUUAUACGCACCUUUAAAUAAUAAUCACUUCCAUUCUUCUUCUAGUGAUCCAAAUUCUAGUUCAAAUAAUGUGUCCGUUAAUGGAAAUUUGCAGCAAAAUUUUACAAUGGAAGGAAUAAUGCCAUGUUCUUCAAAUAUGCUAAAUGGAGAGUCAAUUAAAUUAAAAAGAAGACUUAUAAAUGUAAAUUUAAGUGAAUGGAAUUAUAUUGGUGAAUAUCAAAAUGAGGAAGCUUUUGAAAUCCUUCGAGUUCAACGAAAAGUUUCCCCUUUACGGGAAAGAGGAAAACAAUUUCUUACUUUGAGACAACAAACACUUAAGUGUUAUUUUCGAAAGCCAGAAAAGGGAAAAUGUCGCUACCGAAUGUUGAUAUUUCGUGAAUGGGAUGGACAGCCUGCACAGGUUUAUGAGAAAGGUUUUUUAAAUUUUUUAGAAUAUUUUUAUUGUUUUGUUGAGAAGUGAAUUUUAUAAUGGGAAAGUGAUGGCUCCCCUUUUCAAAGAUGUCUCAAUAUUUUUGACUUUCUUCGUCUCUUCGGGCAUUUUUUAAAAAGCUAGUUCCCCUUCCCUUUUAUUUUUCUAAAUUUUGUCUGGGAUUUAUUUUGGAAAUUUUUGACAUUGAAGCAAAAAGAAAAAGUUUAUUAAGAAUUUCUUGCUAAAUGUGGUCUUUUUUUGGUCAUGUUUUGGAAGUCGGGGGUUUCGUCCGCUCCGUAAUACUUUGGCUGACGCCUCCUUUUUCCUGGUUAUUUUUACCUCCUUACCUAUUCUUUUCUUAUUAUUAAGUUUGGUUGUUAGUUGGAAAUUUUCGGGCCAAAGGAUCAGAUUUCUUCCUUU